Molecule: messenger RNA, 2356 nt
Organism: Amoebophrya sp. A25
Lineage: Eukaryota; Dinophyceae; Syndiniales; Amoebophryaceae
Source: the annotation of a GenBank genome assembly
GCUGCAUACCCUGGCUUUGUGCCGAUGCAAAAGAUAGUUAGCACAAAUUUAGAGAGAACGGCACGAGAGACAACAGAGCAGCUUCAUAAAACGGUGUCAACGACUAAAAGUUAAUAUGUAUUUGAUAGAUGUCCAUACUGUGUAACUUAAUGUUCUUGCUUACUUACAAGUGAUCUUCAGGAUAUUGAGAUGCUGCUCCAAGAACAAGAGAAAACACUUCCUCAGUCGUUCGUAGAUCGUGCCGACGAUUCUUCGCCUGGCCACACACGUUUCGACUGCAAGCACUGUGUCACUGCAAGGACCCAGCAAGAUCGUCAAGCGAGCGCACAGGAUGGUGGUGAAGAUACACUAGAAAAGACGGGGAACACCAACCGCGAAGCUAGAGGUAGAGAGAAGAUGUGCGAGAGCUUUCGAAACGGCUGUGACCUAGACGCGGAUGCUGGUGGGCGUCCGCUUUUGCCGCGACUGCUUUUUACGAACUUGGCAGGGGAGACAUUAUUCGACACAGACGAGGACGCUACGCUUCCUCCAUGUGACACGCUCGGCGACGCAAAACGACUCUUCGCGGAACAUUUGGAGAAGGUUACGAGCAUCUAUGGAGCACAUGCGCGACCAGGGGGGCCGUUCGCAGACAUUCUAAGCUACACCGACGCCGACGAGUGGUGCUUCGGCAUCAAAGGCAUUUGCUUUAUGGGCGCGAACUACUAAAUAAGAGCAUGCGCUUAGCUUUAUUUUUCACUGCUCAUCCGUUUUGUAUGUGCAAACAAGACACUUGAUUCUCGCUUGAAGAUAUAGAUUAUUUUCAGCGCCCAGAAAGAAGACAUUCCUCACAUUUUCGAAGAGAGAUAGUAAUACUGAAAGACGAGUCAUGUCCAAUACAAACAAACAGGAGGCUGUCGUGGAGAACACAGAAGAGAAGGAGUAAGUCUACGAAUCAACACAGAGUGAUUUUUUCGGCACCUCUGAGAAACUAGAAGAACAGCGAGCAGUGGCCUUGAAAAGUUUGGCAACUUCUUCCUUGUUUGAUAAAUCUAAUGGAAUUGAGGGGCAAUCUCCGAAACUGAACGAGGUGUUGCGAUUGCGCAUUGAAGAGGUCAAAUUUCUUAGACCUCUUGAACUUGUGAUCGGCUUGAACCGAGCGGAUCGCCGCAGGGAGGCAGGUUCAGUAAGUUUUCUUGAUGUGGUGGUCCAACGCGAGCACCGCGGCUGGUCAAGAGGUUCAACGAAGUCCUGGGAGAUGUUUAAGCACAGCCAAAACGACACAAGUCGGGACUUGCCUACCGCGCAGCCGCCGGAGGGUGAGCGGUCCGUGCGCCUAAGAUAUAAAACGAGGAGAGACGGGUUCGGGCUCUUCAAGCGUGCCCUGGACGAGACUUGGUCUGACCUCAGGGAAUCUGCCGAGAAGAUACGCUUCCUGGGCAAGCAGCUGAAAGGCACACCCACUCUGCAAGCUCUUACAAUGUUACGCGAACUCAUGCAUUGUGGCGCUCAGGACGAGGGAGAAUCGUCGUCAGUUAUAUUUCAGCUAGAAUCGAGCAGGGAGCAGCAGCGCUUCCUUGCUCUUUUGGACUCGUGGAAGAGAGUGGACUGGUGUCAGGUUGUCCACCGCCAACGGUUUCGGCCUCCUGUUGGUCGGGUAUCAUGGCAUCCCCAAGUGCGCAAAGAGGUGCGACAGCAUUUCUUGUCGAAGUUUGAGACCAGUGACGAAAUUCGCGUGAGAAUACCGGAAGGCGAAAUGCGUGACGCUUACGAUAAGUGGGACGCCUUUUAUGUCUCCCAUUUUUUGUUCGACGCUCUCGAGUUUCACCUACCGAACAUUCCGCCAGGCGUCGUCGUCGAGGACGCGUCACUUCUCACCGAUCUCAUUGACCCAGACGAGCCGACCAAACUGGAAAUCAUGGCUAUUGCGCCGCCUUUUCCGCGUCCUCCUAAGAGUAAGUCGGAGGAGGAGGUGGAAGUCGUGACGAAUUAACCAGCGUUGAAGCACUCAUAGAAAGAUGAAGGCGCCGCUGCUUCCUUUUGAUGCUUCGAAUUUCGGUAGUGAUGCAUGUGGUUCUAGUGCAUUACUCUCUAAUAGAGAUGAUCAACGUCUAUAUUUGUAUUAUAGAAUAUGUAGAGGCGAUUAUGGCGCAAUAAAUCUACUUUCUCUUGACGUACUGAAUCUAAGUCAGAUCAGAAUGUUCUUCUGUGCUAUAUAUAAUUUCUUGUUCUCUCGUAAUAUUGUUCUGUCUGUCAAGCAGUGCAAGAACCGGCAGUCAGGCUCGGCUUAACCUCCAAUAACUCUCUAUCGAAGCAUUCAGCACAAGCAUUCAGAUGCGUAGCGCAAGUUUGGCUGCAUGAAGAAAGCGAGAGGAGC